Molecule: messenger RNA, 3979 nt
Organism: Thunnus maccoyii (southern bluefin tuna)
Lineage: Eukaryota; Metazoa; Chordata; Actinopteri; Scombriformes; Scombridae
Product: thioredoxin reductase 1, cytoplasmic-like
Exons: 15
Coding region: 602-2158 (518 amino acids)
Biological process (GO): cellular response to oxidative stress; cell redox homeostasis; glutathione metabolic process
Cellular component (GO): cytosol; mitochondrion
Molecular function (GO): flavin adenine dinucleotide binding; thioredoxin-disulfide reductase (NADPH) activity; glutathione-disulfide reductase (NADPH) activity
Source: RefSeq, a predicted model, not a curated record
UUAGAUGAACGACUAAAACGUCCGUAUUUUGGCCACGAUUUUAGUUUAACAGUACAAAGUUACUGCAUUCUGCGAGGACAAAAUGAGGAAAUACAUAUAGACGUGCAUUCAUCAUUCCAAAGUUUAUGUCCAACUAAAUAGAGAACCCAUACAACAACUUUCUGAUGUGGAUUCAACCUCACUAAGCACACAAUUACAACAACUCGAUAGAGAUAAAAUAAUACUGCAAAUUUUCGCUCUUUUCGAGUCCCGUCGUUUAGUCAUUGUUUGAUGUUUUCAUAGUUCCUACAUUUAUGGCAGCACUGGAAUGCAUCUCCUCUAGCCAACAGGUCUCUCGCCAAUGUUUCACCCUCCCUCCGCUGGCCUUCCGAGAGAACUGCGUGGCUGUUCCCGCUAAAGUCCCCACUCCACCCAUCGCUCAAAGCGUUACAUCGAUGGGUCAGAAGAAGGCGUCUUUACCGAAUGUCAAAUACUAACGUAACAAAGUAACGUUAAACCAUUAAACAGCGGCUACGUGUGCAUAUUUAUCCCGUAUUCUCUACAUCAAUUAGGUCUAACACCAGACGACGGCUUUCAGUGUUCGGGCUUGUAACGGUGAAACAUGGACCCUCAGACUGUGUCGUCUUUGGGGCCAUAUGACUACGACCUGCUGGUUAUUGGAGGAGGUUCAGGAGGGCUGGCUGUGGCAAAGGAAGCUGCGGCGCUGAGGAAAAAGGUGCUGAUCCUUGACCUUGAGGCUCCAUCUCUAAGAGGCACCAAGAGGGAACUGGGAGGUUCCAGUCUCAACUUGAACAGUAUCAGGAAGUUUCUUCAACAGGCAUCACUACUGGGAAAAGCUAUUCAAGACUCUCAGAAAUAUGGCUGGAGGUUCAAAGAGGAGGGUGAUUUAGACAUGUGCCACAGCUGGAGUGAACUGGUGGAGGCUGUGCAGGAGCAGGUGAAGUCUCGCAGUUUAGAGCUGAAGAGAGAGCUGGAGAGCUGUGGAGUCUUUUACCUCAAUGCUGGUGGAGAGAUAGUGGCGCCCCACACAGUGCAGGUGACAGACAUGAAUGGGAGGAAGAGGCGUCUGACAGCAGAGACCCUCGUCAUCGCUACAGGAGACAGACCUCAGUAUCUGGGCGUACCUGGAGACAGACAGUACUGCCUAACCAGUGAGGAUCUGCUGUCCCUGCCUCACUCUCCAGGUCGGACCCUGGUGGUAGGCGGGUCUGCAGAGGGGUUAGAGUGCGCCGGCUUCCUGUCUGGCCUCGGACUGCCGGUCACCGUCAUGCUGCAACCAGACCUCCUCCCGGGGUUUGAUCAGAAAAUGGCACAGAAGAUAGAAAACCACAUGCUAGUUGCUGGAGUGGAAUUCCUUUAUCACUGUUCACUCGCCAAGGUGGAGCAAGCUGAAACUUGCAGUAAGGAUAUCCUUUCAGGUGUUUCUGCAGUGACACCACAGCAGUUGUCCAGGGAAAUGAGACUCAGAGUGACCAUUGUCUGCAGGGAGGGCCAAACUAAACAGGAAGACUUUGAUACAGUUCUGCUCUCUGUUGGGAGGAAGGCCUGCACCAGCAACAUCGGCCUGGAGUGUGUUGGGGUGCAGUGCAGCCAGGACAGUGGCAGGAUCCUGGUGAAUGAGAGGGAUCAGACCAGUGUAGAUCAUAUUUAUGCCAUUGGAUCGGUGCAGCAUGGUCGACCCACCACCACAGGCCUCUCAGUGCAUGCUGGGACGCUGCUGGCCCAUCGCCUCUAUGCAGGAGACAACAUCUUGUGUGAUUACACCAAUGUGCCCACUGUUGUGCUCACGCCGGUAGAAUAUGCUGCCUGUGGUCUGUCUGAGGAGAAAGCCAAUCUAACAUUUGGAGAAGCCACUAUAGAGGUGUAUCACAGCUACUACUGGCCACUGGAGUGGACUCUUCCUGCCAGGAAUAAAAACUCCUGCUAUGUUAAAGUCAUCUGUCACAUCCCUGACCAUGAGCGUGUGGUUGGUCUCCAUGUCAUGGGCCCCAAUGCUGGAGAUAUCCUUCAAGGCUUUGUUGCAGCAAUGAAAUGUGGUCUUACCAAACGACAGCUGGAUGCCACUGUGGGCCUCCAACCCGGGUCAGCCCAGGUGUUCACCUCAUUGACGCAAACUCAACGUAUGUCCGAGGCCUUGAUGCUGAGAGGGAACUGCUGAGGUUAGCUCCCUGCUGUCAAUCACGGUUGCCUAUGGCAACAGUAUAAGACAGCAGGGAAGUGCUUGCGAUGACACUCUGAGGAGUUGACAUCAGUAGGACGGCGAACUGACCAUCCAAUGACGUCUUCAUCUGAAACCUGAUGGACAGGCAGGUGGAGACUGAUGCUCUGCUGCUGACAUACUUCUUGUUUUGUGUCUGUUUAUAUCUGUACUGCUGUUUAGAUUUGCAAUUUUUAGGAACCUUUUACUUCCAGCAAACUUACACAUGUACAGUACUAUUGAUGCAUUCUUAUAGCUCUCAGCUUUAAGGAACAUAAGAUGCUCCCUAAGGUUCUGCCUUUGAAAGCCCCUGUAAGCUGAGUUUUUAAAGGCUGCAGUAGAGUGAUAAGACUAUAGGAUUUGAUGCAUUUACAUGGAGUAAGAACUCAGGCUUAUACUCUGUGUUUUUAUUGCUGCAGCAUAAGCCUCAAGGGUUUUACAGUCUUAAUUUCAUGUAAUGAACUAGACGAGGAUUAUGGAAUUACCCAAAUUAAUAGUGUUUAUCGGCGAAUGCUCUCACUUUAAUUGAUGCACAUGGUGCCUUUAUUAUGACACUAGGCCAGAGUUCCUGAUGCACUCUCUUGUUUGUGUUUCCUGUUUUAUAUUCUCUCUCUUAUUCAGUGCCGCCAAGCAUAGCAACUGUCUCAAAAACAACUGUUGAAUAUUCAUGUGGAUCAGCGUCUGGUACAAAUGAAUGCAGGGACCGGUGUGCAGAUAUUUCAUGCCGCUGACCCUCGAGAAAUCCCCGGCUACUUCGGCUCUGCACUUUGCAUUUGAAUUAAAAAAUGUACAUCUGUAAGCUCGUGACAUAGGUUCCCCCCUCACAAGGGCGUCAUUUUAAUUCUCUUCGUGUGUUGCAGCUUGUCAUGAGUCAAGAGGUUCCCAUCCAUCCCUGCUAAUGCCUGCACUGCCAUGCAUUGUGCCGUCGCCUGCUGAACAUUGUAGCAGAACAAUUAGAUGCAAAUUUUUCGAGGGUAUCCUCCGGACCUCCUUCUGAUUCUGUGCUUGACACACUGGAUUGUGUGAGUAAGACAGAUAUUCUAAUUAGAAAAAGUGCACAGCAGUUUCUCUUUUGGCGUAUGCCUGAAAAUGCCAUUAGAGCAUAAUUUAAUAAAAGCAAAGCAGCUUCUGUGACUUUUUCCAGGUCUCACAGCAAGGUUAAGAUGCUACAAAGAGGUCCAUCUAUCACUGCCUGCUUACCUUGGACAGUGUUAAGAAGAUUCACCUGACCCUUGUUCAGUGUGUGCUCUUGCACCACUAGGUGGCACUGUAGCUGUAUGUGGAACAGAUAAAUGAAGUGAUCCUCACUGCAUUUUGUCAGACUGGAGAGAAAGAAAAAUAAAACUGAGACAGAUGUGUGGAUUGAAAAACUUAUUCCAGUAAUACUGAUCCUACGACCACUACAAUGUCUGCAACUACUAUCACUGUCUCUACUGCUACUACUAACACUAUUGCUACUGCUAUUACUUGCUGUACAGUACAGUACUGUUACCUGUACUAAUACAACUGCCUGUAGUGCUGUUAGAUAUACCACUACAAUUAAUAUUACUGCAAGAACUGGUACAACUGCCAGUAAAAUAACUAAUACCACUACAAUAGGUGGUCAUAUAUGGUAUUACUACAACUACUUAUGCUCCUUUUAUUGUUACUGUUUUGUUACUUAUUUGUACCAUCAAUACUACUAGUACUACUUAAACUCAGUGGAAGAAGUAUUGCUUCAGUUAAUGUAAGGGAUCUGAAGUAAGCAAACACUACACUGUAAAAACACUACAGAAAUAUUAC